Messenger RNA from Quercus robur (English oak), 1213 nucleotides. Its product is annotated as cytochrome b-c1 complex subunit Rieske-4, mitochondrial-like. Gene Ontology annotation, cellular component: membrane. Gene Ontology annotation, molecular function: 2 iron, 2 sulfur cluster binding; quinol-cytochrome-c reductase activity. Lineage: Eukaryota; Viridiplantae; Streptophyta; Magnoliopsida; Fagales; Fagaceae. The record is from RefSeq and is a predicted model, not a curated record. Gene Ontology annotation, biological process: mitochondrial electron transport, ubiquinol to cytochrome c. The transcript is spliced from 2 exons. Bases 140 to 958 code for a protein of 272 amino acids.
CAGCAGUAUUCUAUUCUAUUCUGGCUAUAGGUUUCCCAGAUCAAAUAAUAGUUACCGAGAAACCAUCUUUAACCCCCUCAGCUCUCUCUCUCUCGCUGCUCAAACUGAAACCUAAACAACAGAAGAAGAAGAAGAAGAGAUGCUAAGAGUUGCAGGGAGGAGGCUCUCAUCUCUAUCAUGGAGGCCGUCGCAGACAACCCCAGCUUUCUUCUCUCGCUCCCAUAAUCCCUUCUUCUUAAAUGACACCGACGAAUCCUCCGAUCAAUCUUCCAGAUCCAUCAUAUCUUCCCAUCGUUUUACAGAUCUCAUCAGAGGAUUUUCUACUGAAGCCCUCGCCCCAGGGCAUGAUGUGGGCAUGAUCUCUGAUAUCCCAGCCACAGUGGCAGCUGUGAAGAAUCCUACUUCAAAAAUUGUAUAUGAUGAGUUCAACCAUGAACGCUAUCCACCUGGUGACCCCAGCAAGCGUGCAUUUGCCUAUUUCGUACUGACAGGUGGCAGGUUUGUGUAUGCCUCUUUGAUCCGUUUACUUGUCCUUAAGUUUGUUUUGAGCAUGUCUGCCAGCAAAGAUGUCCUUGCCCUUGCUUCCCUCGAGGUUGACCUAUCUAGCAUUGAGCCUGGAAGCACCGUUACGGUGAAGUGGCGAGGGAAGCCAGUUUUCAUUAGGCGUCGAACUGAAGAUGACAUCAAGUUGGCUAAUAGUGUAGAUAUUGGUUCUCUUCGAGACCCACAAGAGGACGCAGUGAGGGUUAAGGAUCCAGAGUGGCUUAUUGUUGUUGGGGUUUGUACUCAUUUAGGUUGCAUUCCCCUGCCAAAUGCUGGUGACUUUGGUGGUUGGUUUUGCCCAUGCCAUGGUUCACACUAUGAUAUUUCUGGACGGAUUCGCAAGGGGCCAGCACCAUACAAUUUGGAGGUACCCACUUAUAGCUUCUUGCCUGAAAACAAGUUACUCAUUGGUUGAGAAUUGGUGAGGGAGUUGCGUUUUUGGAAUUGAAUUUUUACUGCAAUAUUUCAUAAAGAUAGUUUCCUCUUCUCUGGGGAAGUCUGAUGACUUAAUUGGAAACGGAAUUUUUUUUUUUUGAGAAUCAAUUGGAAACGGAAUUUGUUUUCCUUUUCGUCUGUUCAGUUAUGUUUUUAUAUACUUUUAACGUUGUAUCUGCUGCCAGUUUUGGACAAGGUCCCAGUGUUCUGAAUAAUACAGCUGGAUUUUUGUUAA